This is a messenger RNA of Ixodes scapularis (black-legged tick), 384 nucleotides long. Its product is annotated as cholecystokinin receptor type A-like. Bases 1 to 384 code for a protein of 127 amino acids. The record is from RefSeq and is a predicted model, not a curated record. Gene Ontology annotation, molecular function: G protein-coupled receptor activity. Gene Ontology annotation, biological process: G protein-coupled receptor signaling pathway. Gene Ontology annotation, cellular component: plasma membrane. The transcript has a single exon. Lineage: Eukaryota; Metazoa; Arthropoda; Arachnida; Ixodida; Ixodidae.
AUGGAUGUGUCCGCUCAGCUCGAGCUCAACUGCUCCGAGGAAUUGUGGUCCUCGGAGCCCCUGGACGUGUUCAACUUCAGCAACACGUCUUUCCUGGACAUGGACGACAUGGACUCGGCUUUCACCUGGAAGGAGUACCUCAAGAUGACCGUGUACCUUGUGACCAUCGUGGCGGCCCUGGUAGGCAACUUCGCCGUCAUCGUGACGGUUCUGACCAACAGGGUGAUGCGGACCACCAUCAACUACUAUCUGCUCAACCUGGCCGUGGCGGACGCCCUCAUCUGCGUCUUCUGCAUGUGGGUGCACUUUGUGAAUAGCCUGUCUACCUUCUACGUGCUCGGCUCCUUCAUGUGCCGCUUUGAAGGAUUCGCCAAAAGUAAGUAG